Molecule: messenger RNA, 3039 nt
Organism: Hemibagrus wyckioides
Lineage: Eukaryota; Metazoa; Chordata; Actinopteri; Siluriformes; Bagridae
Exons: 6
Coding region: 262-1383 (373 amino acids)
Source: RefSeq, a predicted model, not a curated record
AGUGUGUGUGUGUGUGAGAGUGUGUGUGUGUGUGAGAGUGAGUGUGUGUGUGAGAGUGAGUGUGUGUGUGAGUGUGAGAGUGUGUGUGGAGUUUAUUUAUUUCUUCAGCACCGUAGUGAGGAGUAAUUCAGUGAAUAAAACCUGCAGUCGGAACAUAUAAAUAGCGAGUGGAGAUAGAAGUGGUGAUAUCCGAUCUCAGCCUCUUGAUAAUCUGCUCGGUUUAUUAGUUCAGCUCUCAGUGUUCAGGGAGGAAUAGAGAUCAUGUCUGUCUCACAAAAGUCCAGUGAAAAGCCCAACAGCAGCACUGAGUGCAGAACUAAUGGAGGUGUAGCAGAGGAGAACUCGGACAGUGAUGAUCCAUCUUCAUCAGCUUCACUGUUAGUUAGGAAAAAGAAAAUAGUCCUUCAUGUGGAUCUGAACAACACAAUCCUGGUGUCUGAUGCUGUUACGAAACAAGGGACAGUCGCUGCUCUUGAGUAUUUUUUGUCCACUGUGACCUGGGGACGGAUGUCAAAAGGAAAAUGGGAGUGGAUGUGUGAGACUCCGUCUCUCCUCCCGCCGAGUGAGGAUGCUGUGAGUUACUACUCUCAGUUUGGUAGAGUAGUAGAUUUCACCACAGCUGGGCCGGGCAGGCAUUUCCGGAAGGCUCUUGAGGAGCAUCUCGAACUGCUGCGCUGGCCUUUGGACCUACCUGCGCACAAGGAGCUUUCUGUAAAAGGAGAAGAUGGAAAGCUGUACCACUGGAUCCUGCCCUCUUUCUUCCAGCUGUUGCAGGAUCUGACCUCGCGAGGGAUUGAAUUUUCUAUUUUCUUCCGCACCUUUGGCUCAGAUCUCCCACGCCUGCUGAAGGCUGUUCAACAAGUCCUCGAGCUCGGCACACAUCCACUCUUCCCAGUACUUCCAGAACUGAAGCUAAGUGUGGACACAACACCAGGGCAGAUCAGAUGCAACACUAAGGGUGUGAUUCUGAUUCACGGAGAGAUGCACAUAUCCACACAGGACGGGGAACGUAGUCCAUACCGGUAUUUAAGCUCCUCACAGGGUCUGGGUGGCUUCCAGGACCACUUUAACUGGUGGGCACGAAACUCGUACACCGUUAUGGGAGGAAAGCCACUGUGGAUCGACCCGUUUGACCCCACAAUCCAACACAUCUUUAUUGAUGACAACAUCCACCUGAACAAUGAUGACACUAUCGUUCACCCUAAGGUAUUUCUGGAUCCUGAGAGCUCGGAGACGCGCACAGCCUCCACUUCGGAGCUCUAUGACCUGUGUCUGAUUCAGACUGACCUCCUCAGAGCCAUUUCUGAACCCAGCUACUUCACCCAGCGUAUUCUGAUCUGCAUGGAGAACUAUGAUAGGAACCUCAGGCAGCAACUCGGAUAGAUCUCACACGCUUCCUUCCAGGAGAAUCAGUACUGAGUUUACUCGAAUGUUCUGCACUAAACAUAUAUUAGCUCUAGAUGUUCUCACAUCUGCUAAAGUGUAUUAACACCAUCUGUGUGUCACUUUAAAGGUGCAGUGUGUAGAUUUUGGAAAGUCUUUGUAGACUUAAUAAUCAUGUGAUUGAAAACAUAGCUUAGAGAAAAAAACAGUACUGCUGUGGAAAGGACCUGGAUGGUUUCUUGGCUUCAGUAGCUCAUAACACAAGCAUAGUUUCCUCAGAGUGCAUGAGGUCAGUUAGGACAAAACAGUAUACACACAGACACACACACACACACACACACUAGCAGCUAAAACCUGACAUGCAACAAUUAAAUUUAGGUUCACUGAGCACUUUAUUAGGAACAAUGGUAUGACUAUUUACUUGUGCAGUAAUCUAAUCAGACAAUCAUGAGACAGAGAUGGACCAGCAGCUUCGGGUAAUGUUCACAUCAACCAUCAGACUGAGGGGAAAAAUGUCAUCUUAGUGAUUUUGACUGGACUGUGAGUGUUGUUGGCAGACAGGCUGCUUUAAUUAUUUCUGUAACUGCUGAAAUCCUGACAUUUUUAUGCAAAGCAGUUCUCAGUCACAGAACAAAACACGAGACAGGAUUCUGCUGUGAGAGACAACAUUAGAGAAAAUCUAGAAGUAAUAUUAUCUGGGUGAUUGAAGUACCAAAAUAAAUAAUGUAAUAUUUUAUCAAAAACAUUAUACAACAAUAUAAUUCAUCUCAUAACUAGUACUGAAAUUAUUCAGAAGUUAUUCAGUUCUAUUCAAUCUUUCAGUCUUCUCAUCCCCUCUGUAGAGAAGCUUUUCUGGUCAUCAGAUUACUCAGGGAUUCCUAUGUUACUGGACAUUAUUAUAGGCUUGGUACAUUUAUAUUUAGGUUUGAUCAUUAUGAGUAUACUUGAAUUUUUGGACAUUGGGUUUAAAAUGGGACAUAGUAGUAUUCUGAUCAUCUGCAUUGCUCACUGAUAUAUUUAGAAAUGUAUGUCCAUUUGAAAUGUUCAGGGGUAAAAUAAUGCCAGUGGAGGGUAUGUUACUCAUGCUACUGAAAUUAGACACAGCAUCAUAAUUACUUAUGUAUUUAUUUAUUUAUUUAUUUUCAUAUUAUAUUGGGUGAUGUACACCGGUCAGUCAUAACAUUAUGACCAGUACCAGGUGAAGUGAAUAAGACCCCUGUUAGUGGGUGGGAUAUAUUAGACAGCAAAUCAACAUUUUGUCCUCAAAGUUGUAAGGAUUUGAGUGAGUUUGACCAAAAGGACCAAAUUGUGAUGGCUAGACCACUGCAUCAGAGCAAAACUGCAGCUCUUGUGGGGUGUUCCCGGUCUGCAGUGGUCAGUAUCUAUCAAAAAUCCUGUAAGUUGAACUGCUGCUAACAUCUUGGUGCCGGAUCCCACAGCACACCUUCAGGAAUUUAGUGGAGUCCAUGCCUCGAUGGGUCAGGGCUGUUUUGGCAGCAGAAAGGGGUCCUUUUUAACACAAUAUUAGGCAGGUGGUCAUAAUGUUAUGCCUGAUUGGUGUAAGCGCUAUUGAGUAUUCUGUAUUUUUUAAGGUUUCAGAGGUUAUUUUUGUUGUUUGCUUUUCUCUUCAUUAUUAAACUAAACUGAAUAACUUAU